Plenodomus lingam JN3 is the source of this 693-nucleotide messenger RNA. RefSeq lists its product as uncharacterized. Gene Ontology annotation, biological process: regulation of DNA-templated transcription. NCBI's taxonomy places the organism in Eukaryota, Fungi, Ascomycota, Dothideomycetes, Pleosporales, Leptosphaeriaceae. The record is from RefSeq and is a predicted model, not a curated record.
AUGGCACCCAUCCGAGUAGCGAUUUACUUGUUCCCCAAAGGCGAUGUCCUCGAUUUCACUGGACCCGCAGAAGUCUUCUCUGCUCCUCCUCGCGACUUUUCCGGCGAACCCCCUUUCCAAGUAACAACCUUUUCCCAUUGGAAUCCCGUAUCCUCCGCCUGCGCGGCCCUCACCUACGUCCCUCAAGCCACAUUCCAAGAAGUCGCCUCCAAGAUCGAAGAGUACGAUAUUCUUGUGAUUCCCGGCUCCGGAGAGGACACUCUCGAAGCUUUGAUCGCGUCGCCAGAGGGCAAGGAGCUCACCGCCAUGCUGCAGAAGUUUGCUGCCACGCCGCCACGCCCAGAGGUUGGCAAGCGGGUGUUGCAGAGUGUGUGCACGGGUGCUAUUCUGCUCGCCGCUGCAGGUGUGUUGAAGGAGCGCAAGUGCACAACACAUCACCUCAGCUUCAACAAGCUGCGCGAGAUUGCGGAUAAGGCUGCGGGUGGUCCCUCGAACAUUCAGAUCAUGGAGGAGUUGCGCUGGGUUGAUGGAGGCUUGAAUGACAAGGGUGUCAGAAUCGUACAUGCUGCUGGUGUGAGCUCGGGUAUUGAUGUUACAGUCUGGACUGUGGGUCACUUUGUUGGACCAGAGCACCAGAAGUGGGCGUCUGAGUUUGUGGAGUUUGAGCAGAGGGACGCAGCGUGGGGCAAAUAA